Molecule: messenger RNA, 3242 nt
Organism: Schistocerca cancellata (South American locust)
Lineage: Eukaryota; Metazoa; Arthropoda; Insecta; Orthoptera; Acrididae
Product: tRNA N(3)-methylcytidine methyltransferase METTL6
Exons: 6
Coding region: 212-1036 (274 amino acids)
Source: RefSeq, a predicted model, not a curated record
AUUAGUUGCGUAGUGCUGAGGAGUUCAUUUGGAUUGUGGUGCGUUGAGGCGUUAACAUGUGGGGUGUCCCGUGUCGGUGGUAAAGUAUUAUUGUAUUUUUUUUUCUCUCUCAGACCUGUUGAUAUUCUGUGCGUUGUAAUCUAUAGAACAACUACAUGGAACAGACUAUUUAAGUAGGACAAGUGUGUGUGUGUGUUUUCAAAUCAUUGAGAUGGACGCCCACGUGGAAGAACGUGAUGAAAGAUCAGUGGAAAGAACGUUGACAGCAGAUGAACGCAGCAAAUUAGAGAAUCAAAAUAGCAGACUAGUUCCUCAGUUUCUGGCAACGAAAUUAGAAUUAGAAGCAAAGAAGAAUUGGGAUCUUUUUUAUAAACGAAACGACACGCGUUUUUUUAAGGAUAGACAUUGGACUGUUCGAGAAUUCAGUGAAUUAUCAGAGUGUUCUGCAAGUGAAAGAUCGAAAGUUCUUUUAGAAGUGGGUUGCGGAGUGGGAAACUUCGUUUAUCCAUUGAUUGAGGAGAAAUUGAAUCUGUUCAUUUAUGCAUGCGAUUUCUCGCCCAGAGCAAUAGAAUACGUGAAGUCGCAUUCGUUGUACGACGAGACGAAGAUAAAAGCGUUUCAGGUGGACAUAACAACUGAUCAAAUAUUUCAUUAUUUACAAUGUGGAUCAGUCGAUAUUGUAACAUUGGUUUUCGUACUUUCUGCUAUUCAUCCAGAUAAGUUCUUGCAAACGUUGAGGACAUUAUUUAAAUUGUUGAAGCCAGGAGGAAUUCUUCUGUUUCGAGAUUAUGGUCUUUACGACAUGGCACAGCUCAGGUUUAAAGCAGGAAAUAAAAUAGCGGAAAAUUUUUAUAUGCGCCAGGACGGUACAAGGAGCUAUUACUUUUCGGUUGAAGAAGUUCACCAGUUAGUGAAAGAUGCUGGAUUUCAAGUAACCACUAAUUCAUACAUUCACAGGCGAACAGUUAACAAAAAGGAAGAAAUUGAUGUACCCAGAAUUUUUAUUCAAGGGAAAUUCAGAAAAGUUCCUCCAUAAUAGGGUAGAGAGCAGCAGUGUCAAAAUAGUGCUGCAGACAAGUUAUUUGGAAUGAUGAAUUGUGCUGUGCCUUAUGGCACUCCAUGGAAGAAUUUGGGUUUGGCAGAUGCUUGGUGAAUGUUACCUGCCAUAUCCACUAUUAGAUGCCUGGAUACUUGUAUCAGAAAUGUAAAUAUAUUACAUAUGUGAUGUUGAAGAAAAGGUCAUAACAUUUUGACACAUGGUAUGAAUGUAUGGGUAGACAGCUAUCUGUACUCCUUGGAUAGUGAAUUUUGUGUGCCAGCUGGUCUUGAUGGAAAUUACAUUAAAGGUAAGCAUUUAUAGAUUGCUACAUUUGAGUUUCGGAAAAAUUUUGUCUGAGUUGGUGGUUGAAAUUUGCUGGUUCAUGCUAAUAAUGGGUUUUUGGUUUAAAUUUGUUGGUUCAUUGUAAUAGUGUUCAGAAUACAGUAAUUCUUACCAGUGUGUGUAGUGGUGUGCAUGUAUGGGUGGUGGAGCAGUGUGUAAUGCAAGCAGCAGUGUACCAAAUGCUCCAGCCAAUAGUGUAAUUAUGCCUUAUCUAUUUGUGGAUUAGGAGGGGUGAGGGUACUUAGACACUAGUGUUCAGUGUUGCAUUACGAAGUUAGGAUUGCCAACUGUCCUGUGAAGUAUGUGAUUUUCUGUAUUUCAGGAUUGCAAAAAUUAUCCCAUAUGAAGCUUAUAUUGGUUGCUUAAAAUAAUACAUUUAAUAUUUGUAUGUUGAUGUACAGCAUUUGAUACUCAUUACUUCACUAUUACGUGUGGCCUGUAUGCUGCAUUGACAUACUGAAGUAUCAAUUAUUCUUACAUGUUUUUCAGAACAGGAUAUGGUACAUUGCAUCACUGAUUCAUUGUUAGACAAUGCAUUUGUUAGUUAUCUUUAUUUAAAUUGAAGUUACAAAAGUUGACAACUUUGAACGUGGCUGCAUUUAAAUGGGGCAAUACUAACUCCAGGUCUGAGACGUGUCUAAUUUAACGUUUAAGUCAAUUAAAUGUGUUUAUCUAGAAAAAUUAGAAAUGUCCCUCACCAGCAUGUCAAAAAUAAUUUGUCUAAGGCAAAAUGCACAAGAUAUAAUUUAAGUUUGCCAGGAUUUUUUUCUGAAAUUUCUAAAAACGACUGUUCAUUAAAGAAACGAAAUAGGCAUUAGUCUACUCCAGAAUAGGACCAGUGGCGUACUUACAUGUUUCGGUAGGAAUUUUGUUAGUGUUGCCAUUGGCAGAAACUAAUUAUCCUUCAUAAGAGUUGUGUGAACAAUAGUGAAAUUUAUAAUCAUGAUCGUCAGAUAUAUUCAGUUGCUGCAAUUUAAGCUGUGCUCUUAGGAUUCUGACUAACCACACUCUUGGAAAAAGUGGCAAAAAAAUUUCCUAUUUGUGUGUUUUUGCUUUGUAAGUGGUGUUAUUCAAUGACUACAUAGCAUGGCCUAUGAUCUGAAUGUCUGUCAUUGCUUGGUGGAUCACGUGAUAUGGCCGACAAAAGUGUACCAUGCAGGAAAGUCUAGAUUUCAGUGCUUUGGAAACUACCAUGCUGUAUUUGAUCGAAUUCAUACUUCCAUAAUAAAAAAUAUGCAGUAUACAUGUUGCCCUGCAUCAAAGAUCUUUCCAAAACAUUGAUAAGCUUUACAGCUCUGAGGGACAGCAUGUUGUCACUUAACAAGGGGGGGGGGGAUUUACAUACAUCUGGGAAAGUGUAUUUUCACUCAGUAAGAAGCAUCUUUGUGCUGGGAAUUUUUUUCUUGACCAUACGUACUCCCAGAUCUUACAAGUCUCGUAUUGUAUCAAAAUUUGCCAAAAUAUUUGUCUGCAAUGAUGAUAUAAUAGUUCAGAUGAACUACUGUGAUAUAUUUUCAUGUCUUUCGCUCCUAUCUGACUGUUGCGUGUAAGAUGCAAUAAUUGCUGAAAAUAUUAUUGAUGAUAAUGCCUAUUAUUCGUCUUAUGUUUCAGAUGGAGAAAUGAAUUGGGUGCAGUGAAUUAAAGAUGGAACACACAGGCAGUUGCAGUAAUUUAAGGUGAAUGCUGUGCCAGUAACACGAAGGAUUAGUAAUGGAAAUCUUGUAGGACCUAAUGACAACUAUAUGGACUCUAACUUCAACUGACAACGAAUCCUGCGAAUCUUCACAUCUGGCUGUAUAUGGUGACAUCUAUGAUGUGUCAAUUGGAUGAGGACACACCAUUAAGAUAUUACUUAGCCGAU